Carcharodon carcharias (great white shark) is the source of this 5721-nucleotide messenger RNA. It is a transcript of the gene nt5dc3, whose product is annotated as 5'-nucleotidase domain containing 3. The coding region runs from base 128 to 1867 and encodes 579 amino acids. The record is from RefSeq and is a predicted model, not a curated record. The transcript has 14 exons. Gene Ontology annotation, molecular function: 5'-nucleotidase activity. NCBI's taxonomy places the organism in Eukaryota, Metazoa, Chordata, Chondrichthyes, Lamniformes, Lamnidae.
GCCUUGGCAGUGGGUGUUAAACAGCCUUUACCCGCUUUAGCAGGGGCAGUAGAAGCAGCGCAGCGUCGAUCGGCGGAGACGCGGUGCGAAUUUCCAUACCCUUGUCCCAAAAGCCGACGGGCUGAAGAUGACUCCCCGGACGCUAGCGGCCAGGCUGCCGGGGAGCGCUGUCAGGGAGCUGCUCCGGCUCCGGAGCUGGGGAGAGCCUCCUCCCCUCGGCAGGCUGCUGGACGGCCAGCUCUCCCGGUCCCAUUCGGUGUGCGGAGCGAGCUGGCAGCAGCGCUGGCAGGGGCGCCGCAUCGUCGCAACAGCGGCGCAGAGGAUAUGGGCGCAGCCGGCGGCUCCUUACACCAGCAGCCUCGGGGACAUGAAGAGCUACUUGUGGGAAAUGUACAACGAGACCAAGAAAGUCAGUGAAGAACUGAUCUUUCCAGGAAGAUCGCAUUUUCUUAAUCCAGACGGAAUAUUUGCCAACAAUGAGGUCUGUCUCUCAGACAUUGAAAUUUAUGGCUUUGACUAUGACUAUACGUUAGCCUUUUACUCCAGCAACUUACACACUCUGAUCUUCAAUGCUGCACGGGAAAUCCUCAUUCAGCAGCAUAAGUACCCAGAAGAUCUGAGGAACUAUGAUUACAACCCCAACUUUGUGAUUCGUGGACUCCAUUAUGAUGUACAAAAGGGGAUGGUGAUGAAGAUUGAUGCCUUUCAUUACAUUCAGUUAGGAACCAUAUACAGGGGACUAAGUCCAGUUCCAGAUGAACAAGUUAUCGAAAUGUAUGAAGGAACCCAUGUUCCUUUGGAGCAUAUGAGUGACUUUUAUGGCAAGAGUUCACAUGGCUUUACAAUGAAGCAAUUCAUGGACAUUUUCUCAUUACCAGAACUGACGCUGCUUUCCUGUGUCAAUGACUAUUUCAUCAAGCAGAACAUUGACUUUGAGCCAGUUUACCUUUAUAAGGAUGUUAAGGAGGUGAUCCGAGAUGUCCAUGUGAAAGGAAUAUUGUAUGGAGCAGUUGAACAAGACAUUGAAAAAUACAUAUCUCAUGAGGAGAAAACAAGUGCUGUGUUGGAAAGAUUGAUUGACAAUGGCAAGAAACUUUUCCUUAUUACAAACAGCCCAUUUAGCUUUGUUGACAAAGGAAUGCAGUACAUGGUUGGCAAGGAUUGGCGUGACCUAUUUGACAUCAUCAUUGUACAGGCUGAGAAACCAGCAUUCUUCAAUGAUAACCGAAGGCCAUUCAGGAGAGUAAAUCAGAGAGAUAAAUUGCACUGGGACAAAAUCAGCAAAUUGGAGAAAGGUCAGAUCUACAAACAGGGCAACCUGUAUGAAUUUUUAAAGCUCACUGGCUGGACUGGCUCGAAAGUGCUUUAUUUCGGGGAUCACAUUUACAGUGAUCUAGCUGAUCUGACUCUGAAGCAUGGUUGGAGGACAGGUGCGAUUAUUCCAGAGCUACGGUCAGAGAUUAAAACCAUGAAUACAGAGCAGUACAGUCAGGUGGUUGUGUGGCUGCAGGGUCUCACUGGGCUACUUGAACGCAUGCAGAUUUAUGAAGACGCAGAGUCCCGGAUGGUGCUACAAGAAUGGAUCAAAGAGAGAAACGAGUUAAGGGAACUGACCAAGACCAUCUUUAACCCACAGUUUGGGAGCAUUUUCCGAACCCAUCACAACCCCACCUAUUUCUCGCGACGUCUCUCGCGCUUUGCUGAUAUUUACAUGGCGACCUUGAGCUGCAUCUUGAACUACAAUCUGCACAACACGUUCUACCCUCGGAGGACGCCACUGCAGCAUGAAGCCUUGCUCUGGUCAGAUCAGAUCUGCGGCAGCCCAUCCAAACACUCCUACAUUGAAGGGCAGGCUCAGAUUAAAUGAAAAUGCUGAAGCGUUUUUCUAACCGAUUCAAGUUCAUCGGUCCAACAAAAACAGUUCAGAACUUUUUGCUUUGAUUGUUUUGUAAGUCUUUUAUUGUAUCUGGGCUUUCAGUGGCUGUUGUGGCAAGCUACGGUUGAACAUUGCUUGAGUGCAUGAUCAGCUAAAUUUUUCUGUCUUCUUCCACUGUAAGGGUGGAAAGUUGCUACCAAAAUCUCUGUGGUUUGGGCUGCUUGGGUAAUGGGUUGGUUUGUCCCGUUGCCCAGGUCUAUGUAUUUGCAUGUCCUCCUGGUGGGAAUGGAAGUGCUCACAGCCCUUAACCUUUGUUGGGCUGAGUCACAGGCAAAGGCUGUCUGAUAAAUCAUCUUUUCAAGAGAGGGAUUUGGAAGCAAAAGUGUCCUGGGCUCACUUGACCCAGGACAGAGAUCCCCUCCCACUGUGCUGGACUUACUCAUAGAGCAGGGUCAUCCAUGUUAGUGUGAAGAAUUGAGGUCACUUAAUAUGUACAGAUAGCAGGUGUGCUUUGGUGGAGAACUAAUUAUAUAAACACAGUGUAUAUAGAGACUGACUUGAGGACAGUUCACGCACGACAUCCACUUUCAAUAUUGACUCUGAAGUGUGCUAGUCACAUGAGUAAGUGCAAUGUUGGCAAAUCCCUCAUAACGACAUCUUUGCCAACUUCUAGUUAGACAGCACCGGUGGAGUCAUUCCUGUUACGUAAAUGUAAGUUUUGUAUGACAUUGUUGGCUAGAUUUGUUGCAUAAGUCAUAGGCUUUUUUAUAUGUACGUAGGGGGAUGGUGGUCUAGUGGUAAUAUCACUGACUAGUAAUUCAGAGACCCAGGCCAAUGCUCUGAGGACAUCAUGGUAGGUGGUGGAACUUCAAUUCAAAUUAAUAAUCUGAAAUUGAAAGCGAGUCUCAGUUUCUUGGUUGCCAUUACUAUCAUCGAUUGUUAUUAAAAAUCCAUCUCGUUCACUAAUGUCCCUUUAGGGAAGAUAAUCUGCCGUCCUUACCCGGUCUGGCCUACAUGUGACUCCAGAUCCACAGCAAUGUGGGUGACUCUUAAAUGUCCUCUGAAGGUCACUCAGUCAUGGGUAAUUAGGGAUGGGCAAUAAAUACUGGUCUUGCCAGUGAUGCCCACAUCCCUUGCAAGAAUAAAGGGAAAAAAAAAUGCUCUUUAAGUUCCUGAAGCAAAUGCAUAAAAGAACAAUUGGCAUCCAAGACGAUAGACUGAACACUAUUGGGAAAGUUGAUUGAAAACAUAAUCCAAGUGAACAGGGAAGUCAUAAGGUGAAGAUGGUUGGGGAGGGGAGGAUCCAGACAUUAAAAGCUGUGCCACUAAGUGAGGCUUGCUGGGAGGGUGACGGGAUACACAGUAAGUUAGGGUCACAGAUGGAGGACUGGCAUAAAACCCAUUAACAAAAUGGCAUUAGUCAGUGUGAGACUUUGUGUUUGGUCAUUCUGUGCCUGAUUGUUGGGAAAUAUCUCACAGAUUUUCUAUCAUGGCUCCUUAUUCAGUAUAAAGUGUGUAAACUGCCAUUUGGCAUGAGUGUGCUUGCAUCCUACUUGCCUUUUUUUCUACAUAGCCUCAAACAAUUUUUCUCUCAGCUGAAUUUUUUCCCUUUGAGAAGUCCAGCAUAUCAAAUGGAACGUUAAAACAAAUUGGUCAACACUUAAUAGUUAGCUUGUUACUAUUUAUUGCAAAGUGAAUUAUCCCUUUCGUGCCAAGCUUCAUGACACGCGCAGUAUUCCUUCAGAAAUACACUUGAGCUCACUGGUCAUGUUAUGUUACAAAAUUUUUUGUUUACAGUGUUACUCAUCUGAAGUAAAUUUUACAAUAUAACAGUAGCAUUAAUAUCUAUCUUCCAAAGAAAUGCUUUGAGGAAUAGCAGAUGUAAACCUCCAGACCUAAAAUCUGACUGGUUGCAAUUUCGUGGAAUUGUUCAGCACGAGGAGGAGGCCAUUUGGCUUACUGUACAGCUCUCUGAACAAAUUAGGCCCACUCCCUUGCUCUUUGAGGGAAAUUUUACAUUUUCAAGUAUAUUUUGUGAAUGUACUUUCCAAGUAUGUUUUGCCUUUUCAAGCAUAUAUCCAAUUCCCUUUUUAAUGUCACUCAUGAAUCUGCUGCCAUCACCCUUCCAAGCAGUGCAUUCCAAACCAUAACAAUUUGUGGCAUAUUUUAAAACAAAAACUCCUCAUCUCCCCUCUGGCUAUUUUGCCAAUUAUCUCAGAUCUGUGUCCUCCAAUAUGUGAGCUUCCUGCCAGAGGAACUUUAUCAAAACCCCUAAUAAUUUUGAUCACCUCCUAUUAAAUCUCUUCUGAACCUCCUCUGCCCUAGGAAGAACAUUUCCAGCUUCUCCAGUCUCACCACGUGACUAAACACUCCACCAGUGUCGAAAAUUAUCAGCUGUUCACCCAUACGUACAUCUUCUCCCCAACCAGUGGGAUAUCGCUGUUCCUCCUUCAACCAGACUUGUGUUGUCUUGUGUGUUGAAUUAAUGAUAGUUUUGUCCUCCGGCGUUUCACCCUCCAGGAACUGGGCUGAGGGAAGGGACUUCCAUUCUAAUUGUUCAGGCUGGACCUGAAUUGGAGUGCCAAAGGGUUUUAACCAAUUCUAUCGACAUGUCUUUUGGUACUGCAUUAAAUGCUUUAGAAGUGUUAAAUCCUUCCGUGCCCAGUGGGCAUUGCAGGGACUGGAGUGUAUAGUUGAUAGGAGAAAUAAUCUUCUUUAAUUUGGCACAUUUUCUUUGUUUCAUGUGAUUUGGAUGUUUGUGGUUUGCUUCUGUCUGAAACUUUUGAUCGUUUAUUUUGUUUGAUACUGGGUUGGUUCAAUUAAAAAACAGGAAGUGUUUAUAGAUGAGUUGGGGUGGGGGUGAGUGGGGGUUGGGUGGGUUUUUAAAUGCCCUAUGCCUCCAAUGGGACCUUCCAUUCAGCAGGCAGUCUUCAUCCGUUAAUGUCUCUGGACGGAGAGCUUCUAUUUUAUAAUGAACUGCAUGUAUGUCCUUAGAAAACUCCCCCUGUGAUUUUGAACUGUAUCACUAUUGCAGUUUGGGGAGUUCAGGGAAAUUUCAUCUUGCAUAUAUACUACAGAUUUGAAAUCUUCCCACAACCUAAUUCCCAAUUGAAAUGAAAAUCCAUUUCGAUAAUGAGUGGUCUUAAAUGAUGGUUCUAUAAUUUAGUGAAUGGAAUAAUUGGAUAUGUUUAAUUUUCAGCGCCUCACGUACGUUCUGAUCAAGAUGAUCUUGGCUUGACAUUUUGAAGGACUUUAAUUGUGCUGUUUUCUAAAUUGUAGGAUGAAAAUCAAAUUAUUCAAUACUAAAAUGGUUUUAAUCGUGUCUCUAUUUUUGUAAUUGUAUAGGUGUGCUUUAUGAAAAAUGUUAUAUAAUUUGAGACAAUCACAGCUACUGUCUUUGUAAUUCACACUGAGGUACAAAUUAUUCCAAUUACUAAAGAAACUUAGAAUUUCUGUUCAGAAUUUAAGCAGAAGUUAUGCAAUGAAAUGUAAGAAGCUACACUUAGUAUUUUUUGUUUAUCUUUUUAAAUGCCAUGCAAAUCAAUUAUGCUUCUCUGCAUCAAAGGGUUAAUUGCAGAUAAUUAAAAGACCUCUUUUAUUCCUUUUUCAAAAUGCUUCUCUGCAAUUUUCAUGGCAGUAAAAGGUUGCACUAUUUCAAAUACAUGAGAACAAGUGUAGUUUCAGUGUGCUCCUGACUUUGCUGUAGAAAGGAGUUCUGUAAACCAUGAAGCCCAAUUGUUUGUAGUUUGGUGUCUGUCCCAAUAAUGUAAGUUGUUACAAUAUAUUUGAAGUGUAUUUUUUCUGUAUGCUGUGCCAGUAAUAAAGGAAAUGCAUGAGGACCAGAA